This is a messenger RNA of Oncorhynchus mykiss (rainbow trout), 2546 nucleotides long. Its product is annotated as heparan sulfate glucosamine 3-O-sulfotransferase 5. Gene Ontology annotation, molecular function: [heparan sulfate]-glucosamine 3-sulfotransferase activity. NCBI's taxonomy places the organism in Eukaryota, Metazoa, Chordata, Actinopteri, Salmoniformes, Salmonidae. The record is from RefSeq and is a predicted model, not a curated record.
UCCGUCAGAAGUCUGCUGCUACUGGUCGAGGUCUGUGGUGGGGGGCGAUCCUAUUGUAUUUGGAACUCAAAAGCUUGAACGCGCAUAUUCCAACAGCACAGUAUUUGUUCAAGGUCCCCUAAAACCAGAGAGAACAGGAGUGGACGUACUUUAAUGCAGAUCUAACAUUUCCGCGGGACAGCUCUGAGAUUCACCAACACCAUUAAUAUCCCACUAAUUUAGCAGAUUUACACCUGUCUUCUUAUCGCCAAGACUGGUGACAGUCUGGAACCAUCGAGAUGAUUGUUUAGAAUACUUUGAGAGCAUAUGAAAACAGCCGACCAGAACAUUUUCUAGACGACUCGCUCCGGGACAACUCUUCCGGCAGUGUGUGUUGGUGCUUGAGACGGAGAAGCACCUGCUCUAGCCUGCGGGAAGUUGAUUAUGUGUAGGCGCUUUCUGACCUCUACUGCGUCAGUUUUUGUGCAUUUCGCUGCUGAGAGGAUAGCCGUGUCCCGAGGAGGAUGCCGUACAGGCUGAAGACGCAGUCCUGAAGAUUGAUGGAGGGCCAUGCUAUUCAAACAGCAGGCGUUGCUGAGACAGAAGCUCUUCUUGUUGGGCAGCCUUGCUAUUGGGAGUCUCCUCUAUCUAGUGGCCAGGGUUGGGAGCUUGGAUAGGCUGCAGCCUAUUUGCCCCAUAGAGAGCCGACUGGGCCCUCCUCACCUGCCGGAGCAGAUCCCUCUCCGGACCCUGCAGUAUAAGCGUGGUCUGCUCCACGAGAUCCGCAAGGGCAAUGCCACCAAAGAGCAGAUCCGCCUGCACAACCUGGUGCAGCAACUGCCACGGGCCAUCAUCAUCGGAGUGCGCAAGGGGGGCACGCGCGCCCUGCUGGAGAUGCUCAACCUGCACCCAGCUGUGGUCAAGGCCUCGCAGGAGAUCCACUUCUUUGACAACGAACAGAACUACGCCCGGGGCAUCGACUGGUACCGGGAGAAGAUGCCCUUCUCCUUCCUCCACCAGAUCACCAUUGAGAAGAGCCCCGCCUACUUCAUCACAGAGGAGGUCCCCGAACGCAUCUUCAAGAUGAACUCCUCCAUCAAGCUGUUGAUUAUUGUGCGUGAGCCCACCACCAGAGCUGUGUCCGACUACACACAGGUGCUGGAGGGCAAGGAGCGUAAGAAUAAGACCUACCACAAGUUUGAGAAGCUGGCCAUCGACGGCAACACGUGUGAGGUGAACACAAAGUAUAAGGCGGUACGGACCAGCAUUUACACCAAGCACUUGGAGCGCUGGCUGAAGUUCUUCCCCGUGGAACAUUUUCACAUUGUGGACGGCGACCGUCUGAUCACAGACCCGCUGCCUGAGCUGCAGCUCGUCGAGCGCUUCCUCAACCUCCCCUCCAGGAUCAGCCGGUAUAACCUGUAUUUCAAUGCCACCAGGGGAUUCUACUGCCUGCGAUUUAACAAUGUCUUCAACAAGUGCCUGGCAGGCAGCAAGGGGCGCAUCCACCCUGAGGUGGACCCCUCAGUAGUGGCCAAAUUGAGGAAGUUCUUCCACCCCUUCAAUCAGAAGUUUUAUCAGAUUACUGGGAGGACGUUCAACUGGCCCUGAGAAACUAAGGGAAGGUCUAGGCCUAGCCUAUUUGAACUUCUUAACUGAAGUUGUUCUGUUGGCAUUUUCAAGAUGUCAACCACAACAAUAUUAAAGGACAUUAAAAGCACUUUGAUUGAAUUUAAUACGUCGAGGAGAGUGGGGUAAGUCGAGCCGAAGGGUUAGUUGAGCUACUCCUUGUUUCUAGGAAACCAUACACAAAAUGUACCAUGUGACCAAAUAUUAAGGAAGAGGUCGUCAUUUCAUGGAGUCUAUGAAGAAAAAAACACAUGGACAAAUUGGUAAGCAAGUUAGGGCAAAUGAAUGUAUUGUGUUAUAGGUUUCAUGCGACUUGUAACUAAACCAAGGUGGAUUGUUUUGUAUAUCAGUUGGGGUCUCUAUAAGCUAUAAUAUGAGGUCCUAAACCUAGCAUGAAAGCGCAUCCUUGUACCUAUGUGGGCUAAUAUAGUAAAAAUGUUUGCCUUGGGGUAAGUUGAGCCAAUGGCCACCAUAACCCAUACAGAUUAUGAUUACAUAUAGUCAGGUUUAUGCAUAAUAUGCAUAGUAUUUUUGCAAUGUGUCAUGCAUAUGAACUCAAUAUACUGCAUUUGUAUUGUUAUAGAGCAGACCUAAUCAUUCCCUGUGUAUACAAAUGUAAAACAUGCAGGGAUCUAGCCCCUCUUUAGGUUCUUGAGAGAGCAGCCAAGGAAGUGAGAGAAGGGAAAAAGUCCAUUCCAGAAGCACCAAGGGAUGAAAAAAUGUACUGAAUGACGCUGAGGUACAUUGACAAAAAUGAAAACAAACAUGUACCUGUGUGAAAGAGAGGCUGUGACAGAGUAGCAGAGACACACAAGGUCUUAUCUGAUGACAUGGAGUCUGAGCUGUAUAAAGAGAGGCUGUGAUAGAGUAGCAGAGACACACAAGGUCUUAUCUGAUGACAUGGAGUCUGAGCUGUAUAAAGAGAGGCUGUGAUAGAG